Dalotia coriaria is the source of this 5174-nucleotide messenger RNA. Its product is annotated as zinc finger protein rotund-like. Gene Ontology annotation, biological process: regulation of transcription by RNA polymerase II. Gene Ontology annotation, cellular component: chromatin; PcG protein complex; transcription regulator complex. Gene Ontology annotation, molecular function: RNA polymerase II cis-regulatory region sequence-specific DNA binding; DNA-binding transcription factor activity, RNA polymerase II-specific. The coding region runs from base 614 to 2596 and encodes 660 amino acids. NCBI's taxonomy places the organism in Eukaryota, Metazoa, Arthropoda, Insecta, Coleoptera, Staphylinidae. The transcript is spliced from 7 exons. The record is from RefSeq and is a predicted model, not a curated record.
GUUGGCGGCACGCUCGGGAACUAAGUGCAUCCGAGACAGCGGAGCUCGCUCAAGACGCCGCACUGCAUUCCUGCCCCAAACGACGGCGGCACACGCCGCCCCCGGCGUCUAUGUGUGUGUCGAUGUGUGUGUCUGCGCGUGUGCGGCUAUCUCCAUGUGGCGUGUAUGUGUGUGUGCGGUGUGUGUCAGUGUGCGCGGCGCGCGCCGUAACGAGAACGCGCUAAUUAACUCGACGCUUACAUGUGACUAAAUUACCUUAAGUGGCGGCGGUGCGACCGGCGCGCAGCCAACCACCACCACUGCUCUCCCGCUGUCGGCGGUGGCGGCGCGCGGCGCGGCGCGUACAAGGUGCUCUAAUGACUCAUUUGCAUCACUGCAAUCACCUUCUUAAAUUAAAUCCGCAAAAAAAGACAAGCAAACAAACAGAAAGUUCCUAAAAAUAUAUUUAUACAAUAAACACAACAAAGAAAUAACAAGCAAACAAAAGUUCCUAACGAUUUCAACGGUUCCUUAUUUAGUCCUUGAAAAUUUAAAGCAAAUAGACCAAAAACUAAUAUGAAAAUGAUAUUUUUUGUAAAUUUACGCGAAAAUUUAAAAUUUUGAGAAUUUAAACAUGACAGCGGUGCGUGGCAGCCACCCCUCGGACGUACUGGACAGUACAGACUCGAGUGACUCAUCGCUAAACAACGGCGAUGAUGCGUCCGUCGGAUCACCCGCUGGCGGUGGCGGAGGCGCCGGUGGCGGUGAUUCAACCACUCCUAAUCAACCUCCUAAUUGUACCCUACCGCUGCCCGAUCACGACACGCAUCAGCAUCACUUGUACAAAAGUUGCAAUGCGUCAACGGCGGCCGCCUCCGCGGCGGCGGCAUUCAAGUGCAACAAUUUCGACAAUUUCGUCAACAAGUUGGACUCGUAUAAUAAUAAUCAACUCUUAUUACCCACACAAUUCUAUAAGACUCUGCUCGCGAAAGCUGUCCUACAGCAGAGCAACGAUGAUAAAAGUAAUGUUUAUAAAAAUAUGUUGUUUAAAGAGUCCAGGGAUUUUGACCAGAAAGCUUUCGGAUGGGAUGGAGGACAAGGGGGUGGCGCACCCGCCGGACCGCAGGCGGCUGUUGGCGGCACGCAGGGCGCGCAGGGCUUCGUGCAUUGGAUGAGCGUGAUGGCCGAGCACAUGGACCCUGCCGUACAGCACUACAUGUCCUUCAAUCAAGAGCAAUGUAACCAACACAACAAAGACGACUACCCCAACUGGUCCAGAAACACAAUGUCCAGCAUCAACAAACAAGGCUACGAGGCGAAAAUGAACGAACAUCAAGGACAAAUGCAAAAAGGUGGCGUUGGAGUCACUUCAAUGGAAGAGCACCACAUGAGCACACCCGGUUUGUACACCAGUGGGCGCUCCACAUCCAGCAGCUCAAGCCCCGGCGUCGCCGCCUCCAGCCCUGCGCUACUCGUCGUUCCACAGCCGAUCAACGCUACCAAAAUGGGCGGCAUGCAAAACGGCGGAGGGCCACAGCCCAGAAAAUAUCAAUGCAAAAUGUGUCCACAGGUGUUUGGCUCCAAGGCCGAGCUGCAAUUGCACACGCAGGCCCAUAUGCGAGAGGCGAAACCCUACAAGUGCUCGCAGUGUUGCAAGGCGUUCGCGAAUAGCUCCUAUCUCUCCCAGCACACGCGGAUACAUCUCGGGAUCAAGCCCUACCGCUGCGAGAUCUGCCAGCGUAAAUUCACGCAGUUGUCGCACCUCCAACAGCAUAUUCGGACGCAUACUGGUGAUAAACCCUACAAGUGUCGACAUCCAGGCUGCCAGAAGGCCUUCUCACAGUUGAGUAAUCUGCAGUCGCACUCGCGGUGCCACCAGACGGACAAGCCGUACAAGUGCAAUUCGUGCUACAAGUGCUUCAGUGAUGAACCCUCAUUGCUCGAGCACAUACCCAAGCACAAGGAGAGCAAGCACCUCAAGACGCACAUCUGCCAGUAUUGUGGCAAGUCCUACACGCAGGAGACUUACCUUAGUAAGCAUAUGCAGAAACAUGCUGAGCGCACUGAUAAACGGCCACCAAUUGUGAAAGCCGUACCUGGUAUCAACCAUCGUGGUCUGGAACAUCCCUACUGGCCCAAAGUGUCCCCGGACAGCGCUGAGAACAUGCACGACUACCCGAAUGAUAUCUCCCGCCAGAUCAUGGAACAAAACGAUGAUCUCGUCAUCAUUCGACAGCAGUUGGCGCAGAACCCACCAGCUCCGCCAAGCACUCCUAACGCUACCAACCUUUCUAAUAACGGUCCACCACCGCCGCCAUCUUCGACAGCGGGUGCUUAUGAUACGUCGAUCUCGAAGAGCAACGCCAAUUCAGCGUUCACACCGAUCAACUCGAUGUCGGGACACCUUAACCACCUCAACCAUCAGCUGGCGCCCAAUCGGCCGUACAUCUACGACGCGCUCAGCUUCCAGAAGCAGAACACUCUCGACCUGCCCAAGUCGCAGCCGAGCAAUGGAUUCCCCAACCAACUCAUCAGCCUGCAUCAGAUCCGCAACUAUGCGCACCAGCCGAACACCAGUCUCAUGGAGCACUCGCUCCUCGGGCUCAAGGACAAGUAAAUAGUACAAAUAGGGGAAUCCCAUGAUGCGUAUACAACAUUCCCUGGGAUUUAACCUAUCUAUGCAAAAGAAAAAACAAUAUAUUAUAAAUAUAUAAAGCGCUAUAUAUAUAUAAAAUUGUACAUACAGAGCAGAGGUGAUGAACACUGAAUUGAUUCAAAGAGAUGAGAUGCUUGAAGAUGAUAGGGAAACGAUGAUUACGAUAGGUUAUUAUACAAAGUAUGCAAACUCAAGUGGAGAGAAAUAUGUGUAAUAUGAAACAAAGUAAAACAAAGUAAAACAAAGAGAACUAUUUGUUUUCGAGAUUUAAAUAAAUAUACUUUAUAAUGUGUACAUAUUAGGUGGCUAUGGAUCGAUAUUAUUACUUGUUGGAUGGAGCACUCUGCCCAAAAAAAAACGAUAAGAAAUGAAACGGCUCAAAUGGUUGAAGAUUUUUUAUGCACUUUUUAUUUGUUUGCGAGUGGAAAACAAGCCGCAUAUUGAUGAAAUGCAAUUUGAAGUUUUCGUUUUGGAAAUACUAAGAUUUCAAAUUGCGAUUUCUGUUUUAAAGAUAAAAAAAAACCUAGGCACAUGUUUAAAUAAAUGUUUUUGAUUCGGAAUUUCGCACUGCGCUUGGUUUUCCUGAAGGGUCGAAAUUUCUGUAAAUAAAAUUUAAGUUUAUAAGCGAAUUUAGAGUUAUCUUUGUGAUGUUAAAGCGAUACAAUGAUUUUGGCACGAAUUGAGCUUUAAUUUUUAUUUUGGGAAUUCUUGUAUCGUUUUGCUAGCGUCCGCGGCGAGGAUAUUUAUUAGUUUUGUACGAAAUUCUAGUUGAUUUUUUAGAUCUCUUAAACUGCGCAACUCUUGGGGAGGAGGGAAAAUUGUGAUUGUUUUUAUUGAAAGACGUGAAUGAUUGGAAAUUGUUACUUUGGUAGUGUUUACUCUUAAGUUUAAACGAAUUGGAAAAAAAACUCACUCAAGAACCACUUCUAUUUGCUAGUUGCUAAUUAUUUGUAUAUAGUAUAAAUAUUAUUUGAUAUUUAAUAUUAUUAUGAGAAUAUAUAUUAUUUUCCGAAGGAAAGCACUCGGCGCGUCUCUCAAGGUGGUGUACGAUAUGUGGAAACACGGAUGAAAACUACGAACUACAUAGUUGAUACGAGCGGUUUUUUGUUACUCUUUUUCUCUUUUUGAAUUUAUUAAUAUUAUUACGACCAAUAAAAGAAAUAAAAUUCGGUUUCUAUAAGUUUCCUCGUUUGUUUUGCACACAUGAUUUCCUUGUUUUACGUUCUCCUCGAUUCACAAGAAGCAAAUAAGGGAGCCAAACAUGAAACUGAAGCGAACGAGCAUGACAUAGAAUAAACUACACACACUAUACAUGUUUAACUGUGAUAAUUUUCGUACUGAAUUAUAAAGAAGAUGAAGUAAAUCGAUGAUGAAUUAAGCUAUAAAGUGUAAUUGUGACUUUGGAUUAAUUAGCGUUUAAGGAGAUAGCAAAUGCAUCGACACACUGAAUGGAAUCAAAAAAACUAUAUACGAAUGCAGAGAUGUUUUGUGACGAUGAGAGGAUACGGUGUUGAUAGUCAAUUUGUACAUAACGCUAUGAUUAAGUGAAGAUUUAAUGAUUAACGAUUACAAUAAAUGCGGUUUAACAUUUUCAGACAUUCAAUUAUAUCAUUUGUGGUUUACUCUUAAGGAUAACGCUAGGUAUUAUACGUUUUAAGCAGAAGAUGGCAAAUAAAUAUUAGCACAAUGAAAAUUGUAUAAACAGACAUAAUGCGAGUGGACGGACGGAUGGAAAUUGCACAAUUUACAGUUUAACUGUUUUAAUUGUAAUUCAGACACUACUUGUAAAGUUGUAAUUUGUAUAAUGAUGUACAUGUACUAUUGAAAAGAGGUCAAAAGAUGCAAACGAGCAAACCACCAAAAUUAUUAUAUACGAUGAAGAUGGCGGACGAAAAUCAUAAUGAUAUUUGUAAAUUAGGGACGCAUUGCAUUUGGGAUUUUAUUUUUCAUUUGAUGAUUAAUGUGAAAAAGUAUAUAUUUCAAAAUAGUUCCGAAUCUGCACAAAUUACAAGACAAAUUUUGAUUGUAUUCAAACAGAAUCCAAAAAUUAAGUGUCUAUAUAAUAGAAAUGAGAUUUUCUCAACCGGAAUUUCAAAAAUCGUUGAUUUUUUGUUUUCAUGUUCUGUUUGUGUGUUUGUAAAUUUCGGCACAACGAAUCUGCGACCAUUUUUGAUAUGCGAAUCAAUGGAGUUUCUUAUCCAGUGCAACCAGUCAGCAGAUUUCCAAGCAAUUCUCAAUAAUAUUAAUGUCUACACACAAAUGGUGAAAACAAAAUGUAUUAGAUGAUAAUUUCGAAUCUUGAUUACGUGAAAAUUGAUGCGAGACUUGCUCUGAUGUGGGUUGAGAAUCAAUACAAUAACUUGGGGCGAUAAAUCAAAGCAAACUACAAUACAGACAGGAUUCAUUACUAUACCACCGACAAGCAGACACUCAAAGCGUUAUUAUGCAUUUAAUGUUAUUACUUAAUGAAUAAACAAUUAGCAUGUUCAUUGUAAACAAAACGAAAACUAUGUGAAAUAAAUGAAAAUGAAAUUGUCAA